Molecule: messenger RNA, 15751 nt
Organism: Paramormyrops kingsleyae
Lineage: Eukaryota; Metazoa; Chordata; Actinopteri; Osteoglossiformes; Mormyridae
Source: RefSeq, a predicted model, not a curated record
AUUUAUAUGAAAACAUAUUAGCUAUGGCACACUUGUAAAUAUGCAAAUCAAGUAAUUCAAGCAAUAUGUUACAUUUGAAAUAUAUAUUUUUCUUGUAAAGUAAAAUAAAGAAUUGCAAUGUAAAUACGUACAGUAUAUAGGUAGAUGGAACUGCCAUUAAAGCCUGCCUCGGUUUUUACUGAUGGGGUACUAACAGCUCAGCGCUCCUUCUCAUUUGUUGUCAUGUUUAUCGUGGUGCGCGGUGCAUUCUGGGAGCGCUCGGCCUAGGAAACAUGGCGUCUCACUGACAGCUUGCGGGGCUUCCAUUAUCUGGUUGGCCACCGAUAACCCGAGGAGCAGGACCACCGACAGUGCGCUUUUUACGGUUUUCUCCAUUCCCUCUCCUUUAUCCUUGUCGCUUCGCCGGCCCGCUCGGGAUCCCAAACUGAGCCGUGCGAGAAGCAGCGUUCGCGGCCGCAGUCACGCCCACCGCGUUAGUGAGAAAGCGGCGGAGAAGCAGCCCGCUCCAGCGUUAGCAUUAGCAUCCCGGCUAAGCCGCGGUGUCCGGAGCCGUCGACCUGGGUGGCGUCGGCUGACGCCCUGUCCCGUUUUUUGCCUUCCUCUUCUGUUACUGACAGCACCAUGUAUGUCGCGUAGAACCCUCCCCCUACCGUCUAGGAGCACCUAAAAUAUUUAAAAUUAUAUUAAAUUUUUUUUUUAAUGUUCGACCCGUCUGGGCUUUGCUUCGGAGGAGAGAGACAUGGGCUCCGGCGCCGCCGACUCGUCCCAGUGGCUGUCGGUGAAGGAGGAGACGAUCUUUCUGCACGAUGGGCUCAUUCGGGUCACAGACCUGGCCGAACUGCCCAGUGAGAUCGGGGUUUCGGAACAAGGGGACGCCGAACAGGAGAUUCUCACUUUUGAGACGAAGAACCCGGCAGAGCUGGCCGAGCGCCUCCGCGCCGUCUGUGGCAACCAGAGCAAUGCUUACGCCCGUCUGCUGGAGUAUCGGCUCAAUGCACUGCGUGGCCUCUGGGGGGCGCAGCGGCAGCUGGCCCUGGAAGAGCAGCAAGAGCGGGAGGGCGCCGGUGACGAGGAAGCGCUGGCCCUGCUCAAGCGACAGGGCCUGCUGCAGCAGCCCGAGCAGGCACCCUUCACAUCGCGCGUGGGGCUCCUGCUGGUCUUCCCGCUGCUGCAGUCGCAGUCACGGAGCGACCCGGCGCUCUGUGGCGUCACCGCUGAGGUACUACUGGCCUGCCUGCGUGACUGUCAACCGCUCAGCCUGAGCAAGGAGCCCGCUGACUGCCUCAGUGGCCUGGAGGGCCUUCUCUGCUCCUGGCUGGAGGACGAGGACGCGCCGGGCCAGAGGCAGCAGCGGCCUGCCGGCCUCCAGCCUCACGGCCACCGCCAGCGUGAGAAUGCUGCCGCCGCCCUGGUGGCGCUAGCCUGUGCUAGGGGCUCACUGAAGACCUUCAUCCACACAGUGCACCUCUUGCAGAAGCAGACAGACCUGGGGCAGCUUCCAGUAGCUGACGUGUUGUACAGGCUGCUGCUGCUGGAGGGAGGGCCGGGAUCGCCAUCAUGCCUGCUGGGCAGCAAGCACAGCGUCUCCUGGGGUUUCGAGGAUAUGCUGCCAGCACCAGACAGCGCUGCGGCAGGCUCCGAGAGCAAAGACACGGACCUGGGGCGUUGCCUAGCCACGGAUGGACUCUAUCUGUACACCACCAACUCCAUUGGGAAGGGGAUCAGCAAGCUGGGCUCUGGCCUUCAUGGGACUCUGCGGGGCUUUGUGUACUGUCGCAAUGAGGAGCUGGAGCCUGGUUGGUUGGUGUUCGGCAGCGGGCGCCUUCUCCAUCGGCCUGCCUCCUUCGAUGCCAAGCCUCAUCAGCUGUGCCAGGUCAUCGACCAGUUCAGCCUCCAGGUGUGCCAGAUCGUACCCAUGCCUGCUCACCAUUUCCCUGUGGGCAGCAACAUGACCACCUUACACCUCUGCUCUGAUGGGACCUACCUGUACUGGAUCUGGUCUCCAGCCAGCCUCAAUGAAAAGACCCAGAAGGGCCACUCGGUCUUCAUGGAUGUCUUUCAGCUGGUGACUCGGACAGGCCUCUGCGAGGCGGAAGUCCUGCAGGAGCGGGUUAUCCUGACGCGCAAGGAGGGCGAGUCCUCAAAAUGUCUGAACGACCUGCUUCUGUCACGCAUGUCGCGCUUCCGUGCCUCGCACUCCGCCACGCUGGCCGCGCUCACAGGCUCCGCCCUCACCAACACGGUGAAGGAGGAGCAGUCUGUGAAUACCAGCUGCGGGCUGCCCCUUAAGACGCUGCGCAGGACCCCCAUGUACGUGUGCGGCACCUACCUGGUGAUGCUGGCAUCACCCCCCGGGGUGUCUGGGAGCUCAGCCACGCGCUCCUUGUUCGGGGGCAGCAGCGGCCUUUCAUCACUUAAGAUCCUGGCCUCCAGCCUGGUGUUCAGUCUUGCGGAUGGGCAGUUCAGCAGCCGAGCCGACCUCAUCGACGCCCCGGGCAGCUCUCUGGGACGUGGGGCGCAGGUUCCAGGCCUCGGGGCGUGCUAUGAUACACUCAACAACCUUAUCUGGACCUGCUCCAGCGACUACAUGGACCAGUGGUGUAACCCAGGCAACCAGGCCUUUCAUCAUGUAUGCCACAGGCUGGGUGUCAGCCACAUCAUCAAGGAACCCAAGGAGGAGACUGUGCCCACGAGCGAGGUGAUCAGCCAGCUGCUGCACCAUGUGGGGGCCAUGUGCAUCCACCAGCUCAAUGUGCUGGCGGCCAGCGGCGGCGGCCUCCCGGCUGGGGCCUUCCUGGGCAAGCAGCAGCCCAUCGAGGCCCAGCAUUUCAGCAGCAUCUGCGACAUCAUGGAGAAGGCUAUGGUCAACGGGGACACCUGCAUCAUCCGCUGUAUCCUGGUGGUCUUCCAGGUGGUGUUUAGAUUUUUUAACCCGCAGUCAGAGCAGAACCGUGAAAGUGUGCGGCGCUCCGGCCUCCUCCUGUGGCAGCUCCUGAUGGCGCCAGCCGAUCAGAUCGGUGCCGAGAUCCAAAGGGAGGUGUGCCUGGCCAUCAGUUCGGGGCUAAACACCUUGUAUCAAGGGGAAACAGAACUAAAUAACCUACUGAAGCUUGUCCUUACAGAAGGGGAACGUAACAGUGGCCUUUCUCAACUGCGGGACGUCAUCCUCACUAACCUCGCCGUGCAGCUGCAGAAGAACCGCUUUGGAAGUGACGAUGAUGACCACUACAGGCUGAGUGAUGAGCUCCUCCACUGUAUUCUGAAGACUGUCGUCCGGGAGUCCUGUCUCCUCAUCACCAAGUGUCAGACCAUCACCAAGGAUGACUUCCAGAAGCUUCUCUCCACUGUGCCAGUGGCCUCCCCUAGCCUGCGCUACCUCAUGGCUGUUCAGAACCACCUGCUCAGCAACACGGUUCUGAUCCGCCCCGAUGACAGUGAUGACAGUGACAGCUCCCUGCAAGGGGAAACAAUGAAGGUACAGGAACUGCAGGCCAGCAUCCUGUCCCUAGCGACCAAGGUGCUGGUUGGCUGUGACGAGGUGUUGGAGACGCUGCAGCAGGUCACCACCGCCCUGAUCAACAGCGACAUCCCCGACCGGGAGAGCAGGCUGAAGGGCCUGGAACAGGUGACCAAGGCCACCAUGUUGGGCCACCUGUUGCCAGUUCUGCUGACGUCGCUGAUGCACCCCAACCUGCAGACUCUCACCCUGGCCGACGCUCUCAUGGCUCAGCUGGUUCAGCUGGUUCUCUACACCAGCCAGACUGCAUUGCUGCUGAAGACCCAGUCCCCCCUCUUUACGGAAGGUGCCACACCUACAUCAGGGCCCCCUGGACCAAGGGGGAAGGUGACCCCUGCUGACGACAGUCUGCGGAUCCUGGAGGAACGUGAGGAGCCCGGCUUCCUGACGGGACUGAAGAUCCCAGCACCUUGGGCGGCGGGCAAGACCGUGGAGACGGUGCACCCGGUACGGGACAACUACAAGUUCAAGGAGACUGUGCACAUCCCCGGGGCACGGUGCCUGUACCUCCGCUUUGACCCGCGCUGCUCGUCACAGUACGACUACGACAAGACGCGCGCCGCCGCUCUCGCCGCGGCCCAGACGCGCGCCGCCGCUCUCGCCGCGGCCCAGACGCGCGCCGCCGCUCUCGCCGCGGCCCAGACGCGCACACGCCGCUCUCGCCGCGGCCCAGACUAUUCUCAAGAGUCGUCCGAGGAUGUAUCUGGCGGCCUGCCCUUCCUGGCAGACCUCGCUCUGGGCCUCUCAGUUCUGGCCUGUUCCAUGCUGCGCAUCUUGUACAACGGGCCUGAUGUGACCCGCGAGGAGGUGGCCUGCCAGGACCUGCUCUGCUCCAAGCUGCUGCAGAGGUGCCAGUGGCAGGUAGAGGCCAACGGUGCCAUCUCCCCGGCCCUGACUCCCAGCCCAUCGCCACUGCCGCUCACCAUCGAGGAGGACCGCGAGUUCAUCUACCCCUCGGACGCGCUGAUGCCCCCACCAGGGCUUAUGCCUGGGGCUUAUUUCGACCUACCACGCAUCCGCCUGCCCCCGGGAAUCAUGAGCCGUCUGCGGGAGGUGUCGGGCAGGGCCAGGCCCCAGUUCCGACCCAGUAUCAAGGAGGUGAUCCGGCCAGAUGUCAUCGAAGAGGUCAUCGUGUCUUGUGUCAUCAAACACCUGGCACUGGUGGAUGCUCUCCAGUCUCUAGUCAACUUCCAGUACCGUGAGGAGCACUCUGAGGAACAUGACCUGCUCUGCAAGAUCAUGGCGGAGACCUUCAAGAAGAUCAACGCCAUGGAGCGGCAGCUGCAGAGCGUAGCUGAGCUGGAGCAGAAGUGGCAGGGCGAGGUGGAGGAGGCGCAACAGGGCAAGCUGGAGAACAACAUGCCCUUCUUCUACGAUUACCACUUCUUCGAGAAUAAGAUUAAGGAGCUGGAGCUGCUAUGUUCCCUGAAGGAGGUGCCUUUAGACUGCAGCGAUCUGGAGAAUGUGGUUCUGGCCUUGAGGGAGAAGUUCUUCCAGGAGGUGAACUCCCUGCAGCAGAAGACAGGAGGCCCCCUGGCCAAGACCCGCUCCCUGGUGAAGAGCCUGAUGAACCGUACAGAGCUGCUGCUGCAUGUCACCAUCGCUCCCCACUCACGCAGCCUGGCUGGGACACCCUCUGGGACCCCAGCCUGCAAGUCGGUGUCGGACACCAAGUCCACCGUGCCCCCGGUGAAGCAGCCGGUCUUCCUGCGCAGCAUGUCUGCGCCCUCUGACCUGGAAAUGAUCGCCAACCAGGACCUGGAGUUCACUCACAGUAGCCAGCGGAGGCGCCACCACCCAACCAGCCACCGCAGCAGCUCGUUCACCCUGCUGCAGUCGCUGGCCAUCGAGGACAGCCGGGAUAAGCCCACGUACAGCGUGCUGCUGGGCCAGCUCUUUGCAUUCAUCGGCACCACGCCGGACCAGGCCGUGUCCAGCAGCAGCUUCCUGUCGGCCGCACAGACCCGCUGGAGGAGGGGCAACACCCGCCGGCAGGCGCUGGUGCAUAUGCGGGAGCUGCUGACGGCCGCCGUGCGAGUGGGUGGGGUCACGCACCUGGUGGGCCCUGUAACCAUGGUGCUGCAAGGCGGGCCCAGGAUCGAGGAGCUGACGUGCGGGGGCAUGGUGGAGCAGGUCCAAGAGGCCUUUGGAGAGACCAUGACGUCCGUGGUAUCGCUGUGUGCCCGCUAUCCCAUCGCUUGCGCCAACAGCAUCGGCAUGCUCUGCACCAUCCCCUACACCAGGAGUGAGGAGCAGUGCUUGGUGAGGAGCGGCCUGGUCCAGCUGAUGGACCGCCUCUGCAGCCUCAGCGGGCAGCGCGACAGCAGCUCCAGCGAGAAGCAGACCCGCAGGCAAAAGGUGGCCACCAUGGCCUGGGCUGCCUUCCAGGUGCUGGCCAACCGCUGCAUCGAGUGGGAGAAAGUGGAAGGUGGCUCCACGGAUGCAGUGCAUUCUGGGUUGGCGCGGCAGGUAUCCAGUCUGCUGACCAAUCAUCUGGCCCGGGCCACCGAAUGCUGUGGGAACCAGGCGGCUGGGAAUGAGGCUCUGCAGGAUGUGCUGAGCCUCCUCAACGACCUGUCCAGGAGCCACAUAGGAAAGGCCAUACUGAGCCAGCCAGCCUGUGUAUCCAAGCUGCUGUCACUGCUGCUGGACCAGCGGCCGUCGCCCAAGCUGGUGCUGAUCAUCCUGCAGCUGUGCCGUGCAGCGCUGCCUCUCAUGAGCGUGGAGGACUGCCGCAAUGUGGCUCUGCCGCCCUGGAGCUACUCCAUGCACGCGCUGGACACCGAGCAGCCGGACUCCGGAGACCCGGCCUCACGCAUCGCCUCCUUGCUGUUGGCAAAACUGGCCGACUACGUGGUGCCAGGCUGCCAGACCCUGCUGUCCCCGAGCUCAUCAGAGCCCGACACCAGCCUGACCCGCCUGAGCCCCAAGGGCUCACUGAAGCCCGAUAAGGACGUCGAGGAGGAGGGGGAGGCCGUGGACGGCAAGCUCUCCAUCUUUAUCCACAAGCGCGAGGACCAGUCGUCCCACGAAGUGCUGCAGCCGCUGCUCAGCAGUUCUGAGGGCCGCCCCUUCCGGUUGGGCACCGGAGCCAACAUGGAGAAGGUGGUCAAGAUGGACCGCGACAUGACCAAGAGUGGGAGCUGUGAGGUGGUGACGGAGGAGGCGGCUGCCGCGCUGCGCAAGGCCACCAAGUGGGCCCAGUCGGGCCUCAUCGUCAGCGUGGGGCCCCCAGUGGAGGCGCUGUCCCUGGAGACCGCCGGCGGCGUCACCGCAGGAGACAAGAAGAAGUCGGCUCAGACGGCCGUGUGCCGCGAGAGGAACUCUGAACUGGCCAGGUCGGACCCCGUCAGGCCCUUCAUCAGUGGCCACGUGGCCAAUAGUAUGGCGGCUGAGGUCAUCGCCCUGCUGCACAGCCUGCUGACGGCGCCGGAGUCCAACACAGCCCAGAUCUGGACCAGCACCGUUGAGAAGGUGCUGUCGCGGGCCCUGAUGUACAUCCCUCAGCUGGGCAAGUACGCCGAGAGCAUCCUGGAGAGCGGCGGCAGCAGCGGCCGCAAGCUGUCCAAGCUGCAGGCCAUCGGCAGGCAGGCGGUAGCAGCCCUGUGCGCCCUGGGAGGCUUCAAAGAGACCAUCAAGAUCGGCUCGGAAGUGCAGGUGCUGGGGAAAGGGAUUCUGGGAAGUGUGGGUGUAGUCAUGUCCAUCAACGAGCAGGAGGGCAUCGCCACUGUCAAGUUCCCAUCCUGUGAUUACCGGAAGACCUGCAAAGCCUCCGAUGUUCUCACGGUGCCUAUUUCACGCCUGUGUACCCCACGCUCCGAGGCCUUACCUCUGUACAAGCUCUCCAUCACUGAGAAGGUGGUGCAAGCUGUGCAGUCCAUGCUUCUGCCACAAGAGGGCAGCCUCUCCAUCCACACAUCGCUCCCGGCCUCCGGGGAUGGCUCCAGUCCUGUCAUGGCGGCGGUGCGCCUGCUGGCUGAGAUCCGCACCCGAGCAUGUCUGGUGAUGGCCCAGCUGCUGGAGGACAGCUCGUUCUGUGAGGAGUUCAUCCAGCAGUGCCCCGCCGCCGUGGAGGUGUUGAACCUGGUGGCCCAGGAGUGCAGCCCCGGAGAGCGACUGUGUGUGGUUGAGGCCCAAUGUGAGCGCCUGAGGAUGCUGUACCGGGACUGUGCUCGUCCCCCACCCCCACCUCUCCAGACUGACCGCAGACAGCCCAAAGAGAUCACCUGGUGCCCGUCCCGGGUCUUCCCGCCAGUGCGUGCCUGCAUGUUCUCCUCCCGCUUGACCUCCGUGACCUUCCUGGCUGACCCCAGCGCCGGUGGUGGUCUGCCGCGGGGCACGUUCAUCUACGCUACCUCGCCCGUGCCCGUGCAGGCUCCCUCCUUCUACUGGGAGAUAGAGAUUGUGUCCUACGGGGAUUCAGACGACGACAGCGGGCCCAUUGUGUCCUUCGGCUUUGCGACGGAGGCAGAGAAGAGGGAUGGGGCCUGGACCAACCCUGUGGGCACGUGCCUUUUCCACAAUAAUGGCCGGGCAGUGCACUACAAUGGGUCCAGCCUGCUGCAGUGGAAGAGCGUGAGGCUGGACGUCACUCUGCUUGCUGGUGACGUGGCUGGGAUUGGCUGGGAGCGUUCUGAGGGCACGCCCCCGCCUCCGGGACAGGCCCCCAAGGGGCGCGUGUACUUCACCUACUGUGGCCAGCGGCUCAGCCCCUUCCUGGAGGAUGUGGCAGGGGGAAUGUGGCCCCUAGUGCACAUCCAGAAGAAGAACACGAAGAUUCGCGCCAACUUCGGCUGCCGACCAUUUGCGUACGCGGAGGGCCAGGCUCACCGUAAUGCCGCCGACCUCUGCGUCGAUCUGGCUCAGGAGAUCAGCGCCAACUUCGAGGUGCUCCCCUUCGCCAUGGCCUCCGACAGUGACAAUGAUGCCGGCGCCAGCGUGGCCUCUGAUCCGGGCUCUCACGGGCCGCCCUGCCGCAUCGCCGCCGUGGCCACUGCCCAACAGCAGUACAACAGCGACUUGUCCUGCCACUACAAGGUGGAGCUGAGUUACGACAACCUCGUCACGUCGGGGCCUGACCCCCACCCACCCCCCAUUGCCGACGACGAGAGCGAUGAUGAUGACGAUGAUGAUGUUCCCAGGGAGGACCACUAUGCCCUCUUGGUGAAAGCCUGGGAGACCAAGGUUUUUCCCACCAUUCGGCGCCGUUUCCGGAACGAGGCAGAGAGGAAGUCUGGCCUGGAUCAGAUUAAAGGGGCACUGCAGUUGGGUAUGGUGGACAUCGCCCGGCAAACGGUGGAGUUCCUUUAUGAGGAGAAUGGGGGUAUUCCCCGUGACCUCUACCUGCCCACUAUAGAGGACAUCAAGGAUGAGGCCAACAAAUUCACCAUCGACAAAGUCCGCAAAGGUCUGACCGUGGUCAUCCGCUGCCCAGACAGCAACAACACCAACAGCACCACCGGGGGCACGGCCCUGCCCAAGUUCGCCAUCCGGGGCAUGCUUAAGACCUUUGGCCUGCAUGGGGUGGUCUUGGAUGUGGAUUCGAUGAAUGAACUGGUGCAGGUGGAGACAUACCUGCGCAGCGAGGGCGUUCUUGUGCGCUACUGGUACCCCAUAGAGAUGCUGGAGCGCCCCCCGACGGGCUCCCGCCGCACUGCCGCCAAUGGCCUCGUGUCCCUGGACAGCAGCAACAUCCAGAUCCACAGGGAGCUGCUUCGCUGCGAGGGGGGGCUGGCGCGCCUCUACUGCCGCAUGGCCCUGCUCAAUAUCUUCGCCCCCAAGAGCCCCCACACCUUCACCCGCCUCUUCCACAUUCCUGCCGUGCGCGACAUCACCCUAGAACACCUGCAGCUGCUGUCCAAUCAACUGCUGGCACCCCCUCUCCCAGAUGGCACCAUUAGCUCCACCUCCAUCCUGCUGGCCCAGUCGCUGCUGCACAACCUGCAGGGCCAGAGCUGCUCACCCACAGACCUCUUCUACCAGGGCAAUGCGCGGCCCAUCCGGGAGUGGCUGACGGUGGCCAUCACACGCGCCCUGCACCAGGGCGAGGAGAGCCUGUUGGAGCUCACCAAGCAGAUCUGCAGCUUCCUGCAGAACGCACCAGAGCAGUUUACGUCGGAGGAGUUUCCCGUUUCGGAGUCCAAGGUCAGCAUGGACGUGAACUUCCCUGGUGCAGCCUUCGUCGUCGUGUCCUGCAAGGAGAGCCAGCUGGGAUGCCGCAAAGACUCCUCCCUUUACAAGGCCCCCUGGGCUCGAGUCAUGGUGUAUGGCCUGGGGCACAAGGUGCGACGCAAUGGGCAGCUGAGCCUGACGGAGGCCGUGUGCUACCCGCUGGAUGCCUCACCCUCUAACACGGGCCUCACCCCCCCGCCCACCACCAACCAGUAUCCCUCCAUCAUCAUCCCCACAGACAAGGUGCACAUCAAGCUGGGCGUGUCACCCCCUCCUGGAGCUGUGCUGGCUCUGCACUCCCUGCCGCUGGAGUUCCCGCUGGCCCUGGCCUUUGCCGAGCAGCUGCUGACGUGGACGCUGGGCGAGGGGGGCGAGCGGGCGGAGGAUGAGCCGGACACUGUGCCCGCCUCCGUGCUGCUGCAAGUGGUGGAGCUGUUGGGCGGCUUGCUGUGGACCACCGACCUGGCACCCUGCAUCAAGGAGCUGGCCUUCCACCUUCUGGCUGAGCUCCUCCGAAAGAUCCACCUGCUGGAGCAGAGGCGCACCUCCACUGGCAUCUCCAGCUCCAUCGCGCUGCUACUCAACCCCUGCCUGGCCGUGCUCAUGGCACUGCAGACGGAGCUGCGCAAGCUAUACGACCGCGAGACGCAGGGCUGGGCGGCAUCGGGGUCGGGGGUCUCAGCCGGCGGGGCCCUCGGCCUGGGGGCCGAGCAAGGCCGCUUCUCCACCUACUUCCACGCGCUGACGGAGGUGUGCCUGGCGGUGGCCGAGGUGACCCUCCCACUGAACGUGGGCGGCACCGCCAUGGGUGCCCUGUCCUCCGGUGCUGCGCCCAGCCUCAGCGACUCUUCCUCGUCCUCCUCCUCUUCACCGGGGCAGACGCCACAGAGCCCCAGCCUGCUGUCCAAGCGCAAGAAGGUCAAGAUGAAGCGAGAUCGGGCGGCAGCGGCAGCCGUGGCGGCAGCGGCCGUGGCCUCCGGCAAACGAGGGGGGGCGUCCGGCUCGGUGGGGGCUGGCGCCCGGCUCUCAGACAGCGACGGCACCCUGCUCAGCAUGACCGCUGGAAAACCAGAGGACAUGCUCUGGUUUCACCGCGGCCUCACCCUGCUCAUGAUCUUGCGGCACCUGGCCAAGAAGGACCCGCAGGGACUGGGCGUCACCAGCGACGCCAUUGCAGACGCCUGCCAGGCUCUGGUCGGCCCCACUGCCCACAGCCGCCUGCUGGUCCUGUCCGGCAUCCCCACCCACCUGGAGGAAGCCACCGUCCGCGCCGCCAUCCGUCGCGCUUGCAAUGCUCACGGCGGCCUUUUCAAGGAUGAGAUCUUCAUCCCACUGCAGGAGGAGGAUCCCAAGCGGCCCAAGCCGGCUGCUCAGGAGGCCAAGGCCGCCACCGCCGCCACGCCCGGGCCCGAGCGGCCACCCUCCCUGGGGGGGAACGAAAGCCCCGACAGCUCCAGCAGCGUGACCCCCGCCAUGAGCGUCACCGCCUCCGCCUCCACCAGCCAGACCUCCAUCUGCAGCUCGUCUCAGGGCGUGUCACGCACCGUCAGCGAGCUCUCCGUGGACCAGGAGCUGCUGGCCGCCCCGACCGCCGCUACCGCCACCGUCGCUGCCUCCGGACCUCUGCCGCAGCAGGGGCUUCUGGAGCCGCACACGGUGUCCAGCCAGGAGAGCCUGGACAUCUCGCUGUGCAGCACCGGCAGCCUGGGCAGCCUGGGCAGCCUGGGGGAGCAGCUGGACAGUGGCGACAGUGCCUCGGUGUCCGACGGCGGCUCCAUGUACACCGUUACCUCCCUGGACAACAAUGCUGUGAUGAGCCGGCCCAUUAAAGGCUAUGCUGUCAUCGAGGUACGUGCACGGGCCAAAGUGGAGAAGAUCCGUGCCAGCCUCUUCAACAGCAGCGACCUGAUUGGCCUAUCCAGCCUGGAAGGGGAGGAUGAGCUGAUGGAGAUGACGAAUGAGGAGAUCCUCACUGCCUCCAGUGUGAACCAGAGCCUGUUUGACACGCAGGGAAGCUCUGCCCUUGAGGACUAUUUCAUGGACAAAUCCCUCAGAGGUGACAAGUUGGUGCCGGGCGCCCGCGACGUGCUGACGGAGAUCUUCAAGAGCUGCGUCCUCUCAGAGCAGCUGCUGAGCCUGACCCCCACCAAGCCCGUCAAGGUGUCCGACAUCUACCUGAGCAAGGAGCAGAUAAACGCACAGACUCCUGGGAACCUGCUGCACGUCUUCUUCACCAAUGUGAGGCCCCCCAACAAGGUGUUGGAGGACCAGCUCACUCAGAUUCUCCGAAAAUAUGGCGUUCCCAAGCCCAGCAAGAGCAAGUACAGCAAAGCAGGCAAAGAGCAGCACCAGGGCAAGGUAGUGAGCACCAAGCGACCAGUCACCAAGCCGCCCACCAAAGAGAAGUCUGUGCUGAACAGCGUCAGGACCGCGCUAAGUGAGAAGAAGCCAGUCCUGAAGCCCAAGUCUCCAGAAAAGUCUAGGCCUGACGAGAAGGACAUGGAGAAAUCUCCCGCCAAGAAGCAGGAAGUCCCCGAGGAAAAAUACCUGACCCUGGAGGGCUUCCACAGGUUCACAGUGGACCGUGCAAAGCAGGACAUCCGCAGUGUUUGGAGGGCCAUCCUGGCCUGUGGCUACGACCUGCACUUUGAGAGGUGCACCUGCAUCGAUGCUCGCCACGCCCAGAAGGCUUCCAAGAAGUGGACCCUGGAGAUGGAUGUGGCCUUGGUGCAGCACGUCAACCGGCUGUGUCGCCACCUGGCCAUCACACCCAGCCGGCUGCACCCGCACGAGGUCUACCUGGACCCGGCAGACGCAGCCGAUCCACGCGUGGCCUGCUUGCUCGGCGUUGCCAGUGAGAGUCUCCGGCUGCGCUUUGCCCUGCUCCAGUCCCUCAACACCACCCUGGAGAGCUUCUUCCUUCCGCUGAUCGAGCUCCGACCAACCACCAGCUACCAGAACAGCAUCGCCGCCCUGCUGUGCGAAGCCAAGGGACUGAUAUUCUAUGACACCAAAGUGACGGUAAUGAACCGCGUGCUGAAUGCCACCGUGCAGCGCACAGCUGAUCAUGCCGCACCUGAGAUCACCCUGGACCCGCUGGAGAUCGUGGGAGGGGAGAUCCGCUCCUCGGAGAACACCUACUUCUGCCAGGCUGCCCGGCAGCUGUCCUGCGUGCCCUCCUCGCAGCUCUGCGUCAAACUGGCCAGCGGCGGCGACCCCACCUACGCCUUCAACAUCCGCUUCACCGGGGAGGAGGUGCAUGGCACCAGUGGUUCUUUCCGCCACUUCCUGUGGCAGGUGUGUAAGGAGCUCCAGAGUUCGGCCCUGUCCCUGUUGCUGCCCUGCCCUAGCUCUGCUGCUAACCGCAACAAGGGGAAGUACAUUCUGACGCCCUGCCCCAUCAGCUAUGCCGAAGAGCAGCUGCUGCACUUCUUUGGGCAGCUUCUAGGCAUCGGCAUCCGGGCUGACGUGCCGCUGCCCCUGGACCUUCUGGGCUCAUUCUGGAAGGGUCUUGUGGGAGAGCCGCUGGACCCUGAUGUCGACUUGCAGGAGGCAGACCUGAUCACCUACAACUACGUCAAGAAGUUUGAGAACGUGAGCGAGGAGGCGGAGCUGGAGGCUCUAUGUGCGGAGAUCUCCUCCCAGCAUCACUCGGGCGAGAGUCCCGACUCACCCAGCCGGCCGUGCUGCACCUUCACCUACGUCACCAUGACUGGGGAGGAGGUGGAGCUGUGUCCUGGGGGCCGCAGCCUCUGCGUCAGCUGGGAGAAUAAGGAAGUGUAUGCGCGUGCAGUGAGGGCCCUGCGGCUGCGCGAGCUGCAGAACGCCGAGUGCAUGGCGGCCGUCAGGGCGGGGCUCGGCUCCAUCAUCCCCCUGCAGCUGCUUACCCUGCUCAGCCCCCUGGAGGUGGAGCUUCGUACAUGCGGGCUGCCCUACAUCAAUCUGGAGUUCCUCAAGGCACACACCAUGUACCAAGUGGGUCUCAUGGAAACCGACCAGCACAUAGAGUUCUUCUGGACUGCCCUGGAGAUGUUCACUCAAGAGGAGCUUUGCAAGUUCAUCAAGUUUGCCUGCAACCAGGAGCGCAUCCCAUUCACCUGCCCCUGCAGGGAUGGGGGUCCCGACACGGCCCAUGUGCCUCCCUACCCCAUGAAGAUCGCGCCUCCUGAUGGGGCAGCAGGCUCGCCUGACUCGCGAUACAUCCGCGUGGAGACCUGCAUGUUCAUGGUGAAGCUGCCUCAGUAUUCCUCCCUGGAGGUCAUGCUGGAGAAGCUGCGUUACGCCAUCCAUUACCGCGAAGACCCCCUGAGCGGCUGAGGGGCGGCCCCUCCCUGCCCUCUCACCCCUGUGGUUUCUCCAGGGCUCCUUUUUGAGGAAAGAGAAGCGGUGUUAGACCUUUUUAAAUUUAUUUUAAUUUUCCUUUUUUUUUUUUUUUUAACGGGAACACCGUGUGUUCAGGCAUCUCCAGAGUGUGAUCUGUCAAUGGUGUACAUUCUCACACACGUUUCUGCUGUUUGUCCCAACAAUGGGGCGUUCCGUACCUGAAGUAUAUUAUGGGCAUUUUGUGAAAUAUCUCCAUCUCCUUGGCCAUCUCCCCCCUUUCUCUCUCUCUCUCUCUCUCUCUCUCUCUCUCUCUAUUCUUCUGUUCUGGCUCUGGAUGCCACCCCCUUCUCAAGGAGAGGGAAAUCACUUUGUGGGACUCCAGCCACUGCUAAUCAAAAUGCCAAAAAGAAAAAAAACAGGUACAGAGGUGAAAGGUCAAAGGCCACCAAGUGAAGUGGGAGGGUCAUGACUGUCCUCCUACUAUCCUCAUCAUUACAGCAGCAGGUGUGACAGGUCCUCCUCCAAGCCUCGCUGUGCUCUCGGGAUGAAGCUGGCUGUGGGACGCGGCCCGUUUCGGAGGUGUGCCGAGAUCGGGGUCCUGCCACCUGCUGGCUGUUCAUCUACAAUGCAGGCCUAGCAUGCGGGCAGCACUGUGGACGACACUGUAUAUUUCUGCAUAGAAAGCUGCAUCGUUAAAGGACGACUUAUCUACCUAUGUUAAAGGGUGCAUAUAUUCAAAUCUAUAAAGACGUCAUGUAUAAAAGUAUUACUCAAAGCGAAGCUGCCCCCCUGCACCGGACUGUAGAGGGUGAUUGUUUUCGGUUUGACUAGCUGUUGGCGGCACAAGUGUGGGGGGUGGUGUCCCCCCCCAUCCCCCUCAAAGGAAGAUAGUGUGCUGCUUAGCCAGACCUGUGCAUUCUGCGAAGCCCAGGUGCCCCCCCACCUCUGUAGGGCCUGGUCUAUCAGUGAUUGCCUUUAGCAGAGGACCUGAGGCAGCAAACAGGCUUUUGUUUUCAUUGUUUUUUAUUUUGGUCAUUUUUUUUGCCGCCUCCAAAACAAAUGUUUUCCGCUUUGUAAAGAAACAUGUACUUUAAGGAAAUGUAAAUAGUAUUCUACAUUUGACUUUGACAGCCUUGGAAAAGGCAGUUUCACUUCACUUAGGGUUUUUUAUUUUCUUCCAGAUAGGUUAUAAAAAUUGUCUGAAUGUGAAUGGUCUGCAUUGGAUUUUUUUUGUUCCCUCACUUCUUUCCAGUUUUGAAAAUGACCAGUAAUGUAUCACUUAAAUAUUGUAUCUCAGAUGGAUUCUAUGUUCCUUAUUCCUUUGGUGAAAACGCGUUAUGUUGUGUAAGUGAGAGACUGUCGUCUUUGCCUGGCGUGCGUGCUGUGGCAGCCGUCUCCUAUGAGGGGUGCUGUCAUUUUCGGGAGUGACAGGAGUUGGUUGUUUGCCAAUAUUUUUUUUUUGUUUAGUUCUUUUAAAGGUGAGGAUAGCCGUGACAGAUAAACGCUGCUAACCAAGCUUCUCUCUAGCAAAGAAUGCGUCGAGGACAAAAGGACACACAUGUUGCAGUAAAGUGUGCUGUACAUUUACUUGAUAUUUAUUACUAUUUAUGGUUGGAUUAACUUUUCUGUCUACCCUCUGCACAUCAGAAUCUAACACGGAUGUCUGAAUAAAGUUCUACAGAGGAGGAAAAACCGACUUCGAGAUUCCUGUGUAACAAUAAAGAGGUUGUCUUGAUGUAA